Clonostachys solani is the source of this 1818-nucleotide messenger RNA. The record is from the annotation of a GenBank genome assembly. Lineage: Eukaryota; Fungi; Ascomycota; Sordariomycetes; Hypocreales; Bionectriaceae.
AUGUCAAACCAAACCGCCGAACAACCUCAUGGCAAGCCCAUUGAGACAGAUGUUCUCAUUAUUGGAGCCGGCCCAGCUGGUGCCAGUCUGGCAUGCUUUCUCGCAAGCUAUGGCGUAAAAGGCAUUCUGGUGAGUAGAGACAGCACAAGCGCUGAGACGCCACGUGCGCAUAUCACGAAUAUGGCCACAUUUGAAUGUUUCCGUGAUAUCGGGCUAGAGGAUAUCUUACGGAAUAUUUCUACCCCUAUCGACGAAACUGAUCACCUCUUGCGAUGGUGUCUAUCCAUGGCCGGCCGAGAACUAGCUCGCAGGUACACCCUCCAGUCAACACCUCAGAGAACAGGGGAGUAUAAAAUUGCCAGCCCUUGUGAGCAUAUGGACCUGCCACAAACCAGGCUAGAACCCGAGCUCGUUCGUUAUGCCACUUUGAAUGGAUUUCAGGUCCGCUGGGACACCGAGUUCCGAACGAUGGAACAGGGAGACUCAAGGGUGACUGUGGACCUUUUCGACAAGGUCACACAGCAAAUAUUUUCCGUCUCGGCAAAAUAUGUUUUUGGCGCCGACGGUGCCGGAUCUCGGGUCAUGAGACACCUCCAGGUGCCAAUGGAAGGAUUUCCGGCGACUCAAUGGGCCGUCAACGUGUUUCUCAAAGCGGAUCUUUCUCAUUUGAUGAAGAGCAGGCCAGCCGUGCUGAGCUGGGUGUUUCAGCCCCAUCGUGACCACGCCGAUUUCAACAUGGUAUGCAUCGUGCGCAGGGUUAAACAAUGGGAUGAAUGGGUUUUCUCUUUCCUUCCAACUCCGGGUGCCAGAGAAGAAAUUCUGUCUAAAGAGCAAUAUUUGGAAGAAAUCCAGCAGGUAAUUGGCGACGGUACACCCGUGGAUAUUACCCAUAUGAGUCGGUGGCGUAUCAAUGAGGCAUACGCAGCUCAUUUCUCGGUUGGUAGAGUAUUCUGCCUUGGGGAUGCCGUUCACCGCCACCCCCCUGCCAUGGGGUUGGGCUCAAACACGAGCGUUCAGGAUUCUUACAACCUUGCUUGGAAAGUAGCAUAUGUCCUGCAAAAUAAAGCAAGCCCACGUCUUCUUGAUAGCUAUUCGCUCGAAAGGCAACCUGUCGCAAAGCACAUGGUAACCCACACUAAUGAAGCACUCCGGCGUCACGUGCCUAUCUUCAAUAUCUUGGGAAUAAUUUCUCCCUCCGUUGCCGAACGACUCGAAGCUCUUUCGCUACUCAGCGCCAACACCGAGACAGCCGAGCAGCUCCGUACUGAAUUCCAAGGUGCCGCAGAUGCCUGUGCAGAGACUGAAUUGAACGGACUAGGGAUUGAGUUCAACCAGGAUUACAGCGAUAGUCCAGCAAUUUGCGCUGACACCAGCGAUAGUGCUCCUGGGAAGCCUGCGCUUGAAGAGAACCCAGAUCCCCUACGGUUUCACACCCGUACCACCAUCCCUGGUUGGAGGCUUCCACAUGUAUGGUUGAACAAGGCCAUCCCUGAGAACGAAAUAUCUACCAUUGACUUGGCGGGCAAGGGCAAAUUCGCGCUUUUCACGGGUAUCGGAGGUGGUGUUUGGAAAGAGGCAGCAUCCAAGCUCUCUGCCGAGUUAAAUGUAUCGAUCCGCACCAUUUCAAUUGGCUAUGGCCAGGAAUAUGAGGAUUUAUACGGCGACUGGGCUCGAAUUAGAGGAGUAGAGUCGUCAGGUGCGGUACUUGUUCGGCCCGACAACUUCGUCGCUUGGAGACAUGGCAAAGCAGAAGGCGACGAAAAAUGGGCUACAGAGAAACUAAGCUUGGUGAUGCGAAAAGUUCUUGCCCUAGACUAA